CCUGGGCGCCGAGCUCCUUUGGCUGCCUCGGAAGCCAUGGCUACCGCAAUGGGAAGGCUGAUGCUUUGGCGGCCCGGCCCGGGCGGCGGGGCCCUCUGGAGAUUCAUAGCGACAUCGCCAGCUACCGAGCUGUCACCCACGGAGUUGACAGAAAUGCGGAAUGAUCUGUUUAAUAAAGAAAAAAGUAGGCAGUUAUCAUUAACUCCCCGAACAGAGAAGAUUGAAGUUAAGCAUGUUGGGAAGACUGAUCCUGGCACUGUUUUCGUGAUGAAUAAAAACAUUUCAACUCCUUACAGUUGUGCCAUGCAUCUGAGUGAGUGGUACUGCAGUAAGUCCAUUCUGGCUCUUGUGGACGGACAACCAUGGGACAUGUAUAAACCUUUGACCAAGUCUUGUGAGAUUAAAUUUCUUACUUUCAAAGACCCUGACCCAAGAGAAGUGAAUAAGGCUUACUGGCGUUCUUGUGCCAUGAUGAUGGGCUGUGUAAUAGAGAGGGCAUUCAAAGAUGACUAUGUGGUCAGCUUGGUCAGAGCGCCUGAAGUGCCUGUGAUUGCUGGGGCCUUCUGCUAUGAUGUCGCUUUGGAUAAGAGACUGGAUGAGUGGAUGCCAACAAAAGAGAACCUACGUUCUUUCACAAAAGAUGCCUAUACUUUAAUAUAUAGGGACCUUCCCUUUGAAACUCUGGAAGUUGAUGCAAAAGUGGCAUUAGAAAUAUUUCAACAUAACAAGUACAAAGUGGACUUCAUAGAGGAGAAGGCAUCUCAGAAUCCCGAGAGAAUAGUCAAGUUACACAGAAUUGGCGACUUCAUUGACGUUAGUGAAGGCCCUCUUAUUCCCAGAACAAGUGUUUGUUUCCAGUAUGAAGUGUCAGCGGUCCACAAUCUUCAUCCCAGCCAGCCCAGCCUCAUUCGCCGAUUUCAGGGCCUGUCCUUACCCACACACUUGAGAGCACAGUUUACAAUAUGGAACAAGCUAUUGGAAAGAUCACGGAAAAUGGAUACCAGGGGUGCACUGGAUGAUGUGGCUGUAGCUUAAGGAUUCUGGCAGAAAAUGACCUUGAUGUCAAGCUCCUGAGUGCCUGCUUUCCAGUGGGUGCUGGAGGCUUCAGAUACUUUUCCUAAGAGGGAUGUUCUGUUUGUCCAUGUUCUGAUUUUGAUGCACAUGUUUGUCAACUUUUCAUCACUGUGGCAAAGAUGCCCUAGAUAAGAAAGUUAAAAGAGAAAAGGAAUAUUUGGCAUAUGGUUUUAAGGGGCUCAGUUCCUGGUGCUUGACCCUGUUGCUGCAGUGCAUUAUGCAAUCCUGUCAGAGAAAGCCUUUACCUCAUGGAAGCCAGAAAACUGAAAGAUGGAGAG
This is a messenger RNA of Arvicanthis niloticus (Nile rat), 1352 nucleotides long. RefSeq names its product mitochondrial ribosomal protein L39 (gene Mrpl39). The record is from RefSeq and is a predicted model, not a curated record. Gene Ontology annotation, molecular function: nucleotide binding; RNA binding. Gene Ontology annotation, cellular component: mitochondrion. Lineage: Eukaryota; Metazoa; Chordata; Mammalia; Rodentia; Muridae.